This is a messenger RNA of Leucoraja erinaceus (little skate), 10347 nucleotides long. RefSeq names its product tetratricopeptide repeat protein 9A. The coding region runs from base 514 to 1179 and encodes 221 amino acids. The record is from RefSeq and is a predicted model, not a curated record. NCBI's taxonomy places the organism in Eukaryota, Metazoa, Chordata, Chondrichthyes, Rajiformes, Rajidae. Gene Ontology annotation, molecular function: protein binding. The transcript has 3 exons.
UAGUUAGGGUGCAUGCAAACUCUGUGAACGGGAGACCCUCUGCUGCGGUGAUGAGAUUAGAUGUCCCGGUCUUGGGUCGUAGACUACAUCCACAACCCGCUGCCCCUCGCCCUUCUGUCCAUCAGUGAUUCUUAUUGAGGUUCAUCGUUUCAACCAAAGAUACUAGAGGAUCUAGUAUCUUUGGUUUCAACUCAACACCGCUUCAGGUUGGAUUACGUGUGGAUUGCUCCAGCUCUUCCGGGUCAGGAAUACAGACCUAGGCAUCUGCCCCCACCCUUCUUCCAAUAACACACACACACACACACAGAGCCACAGCAGCGGAGCUCAGCAGAUCAGAGGCGGCGGUGCAUCUGCCGGACGAGUCGAGCCGGCGGAGCCAGGCAAACGCCAAACACACCCAUCAGGCGGCUUGUUUGUUUGCAGCGAGCUAGCACCAUGAAACAGUUCGGCGGCGGCGGUGGCGAAAGCAGUAGCAGCAACAGCAGCAGCAGCAGCAGCAGUAGCAGUUAAGAGAUGGAAGAUAAAAAGCCAGCUGGCAUCAGGCACAUCCCCGACCCUGGGCGCCCGAGAGAUGCGGGCAGAGCCGGGAGAGGAGGGGGUGGCACUGCCCAUGCUGUGUCCAAGUGCGAGUUGAGUGGCGUCAAGGGAGAGCAGCCGCAGGAUACCAUCCGGCGAGUGUUGGACUUCAAGAGCCAAGGCACCCAGUGCUACAAGGAAAAGAAAUUCCGGGAAGCCAUCGGCAAGUACCACCGGGCUCUGCUGGAGAUGAAGGGUUUCCUGGCGGCGGGCGAGUGCGAGUCCUCGUCCGCUGCCGUCCUGGUGCAGCCUGCCCCGGGGAGGGCGCCGGUGAAACUGAGCGAGGAAGAGAGGAAGGUGGUGGAGAGCAGUGAGAUCGAGUGUUACAACAGCUUGGCAGCGUGCUUACUACAAGCGGAACUCGUGAAUUACGAGCGAGUAAAGGAAUAUUGUCUCAAGGUCCUGAAGAAAGAAGGAGAUAAUUUCAAGGCUCUAUAUCGCUCUGGUGUGGCUUACUACCACCUUGGGGAUUAUGACAAAGCUUUACAUUAUCUGAAGGAAGCAAAUACCCGAGAGCCAACAGAUACAAAUGUGAUCAGAUACAUCCAGCUAGCAGAGAUGAAACUCAGCAGAAGCUCACAGAGAGAGAAAGAAGCGCUGUAAGGAGAUGAGACACCCCAGGAUUGUGAGCGGACCUUUGGAAUGCUGACUGGUGGGCUAUGCUUCAGCGUCGACCUUGUUCCCUGGAUCGGAUGCUUGCCUGCACAUCACUGACUCUGGUUCCUCAGCUGAAGACUGCAGUACCACGCAACGCACCAAGUUCAGCAACUUUGUGGAACCGGGAAUGGAUUGCAAGUGAGCCCAGGCUGUGAUGUCAUUGCAAGACCUGAGGCAAGCUUGGUUAGGACAUUUUUUUUUACCCGUCUUGUUUAUCAAGGAAGGUUAUAUAUUGAGGAAGUCCUAUAUAUACCGGCAUUGCCAAAUGUUAACUGACAUGAAACAUAAAAGGCAGAAUGGUUUCGUUCUUCACGAAUUGGGAGAGAAGUGCUUUUGCAAUGACAUCACAACAAUCCCAUGAAAUGGUCAACUUCAAAUAAACUGAUUGAAAACUGGGCAUGCGAGUCCAUCUCAAAACAAUUGGUUUUAGAAUACAAAACAUUUGUGCAUUCCUGUACAUUUGCGCUGUCGUUUAACCUUUACUUGUUGAAGGUUUUGGGAUGGAAGGAAAGGUUGAGUGUUACUGUUUAUUAAACUAGGUCUCAUUUAAAAUAAUACACAUGAAUUAUUAUAUAGAAAUUUUAAAAAUCCUGUACAGACAACGAGAGAAAAUACGUAUCUACUAUUAUCGGUUUUGAUAUUUGUGCUUUAAAUUAAAAAGUAUAACUUUUCCUGAAGUGGAAUUAGAAGUGAAGAGACAUGAACAUUGAGUGUGCUAAGUGGAGUGGCUAAAGCAAAAUGGAGGAUGAACCAAAACUGAAGAGUCUUGAACCAUGAACUAACACCAUUGCACACUGACACAGUACCUCAGGAUCCUCUGUCAAAUAUUUUAGUGGAGAUAUUAAACUAUAAGGAAAAUCGAUACAUUUGGAAGCUGGAGAAGUGAGAGAGAAAAAGAGUGAAAAUGUGAGGGACCAAGAGGAGGUGCUUGUAUUGUGGGGAAAAAAACAAAACUGCCACAAGUGAAGUAUUUUUAAAAUUAACCAAUAAAUGUUAAUUUCUGCACCUUUUAGUUGCUGUACAAAAACUGCAGAUGGGUGUUUCUAACACAAUGGAUCUUGGAAAUCUAGUGAAAUGAGCAUCACAAUAGACCUACUGCCCAAGUUAGGCAUGAAUAAGUCAUUGAUUUUGAGUUGUUCAAUGAUUUAUGGUGAGGUUGUCUCCAUAUUCCUCCAGGCCUAUUGCAAGUGAGUGCGAAAUGACCUCAUGAUUUAAAUUCAAGUAUUUGUAAUGCUGCACGACAAUUUUCCAACAAUUGGAAAAUUGAUUUAUCUUUUAAAAGUCUAUGUUGUCAACAGGAAAUGCAUGGUGAAGGUAAUGCCACAAUUACUGGGCAUUCACACUAUUUUCUCGACUACUUUAAAAUGGCCGACAUUUGAAAAUGUUUGUUUCAGUGGUACAAUAAAAGUGUAGUUAAAGGACAAUACCAUUGCAAAAUAAUUGCAGCGCUUCACAUUUGCGCCAUUGAAUCAACUUAAUGCAAUUGGUUCAUCGGUCCCUUGAUAAUCCCAGUAUUAACCAUUGUGUUUUGCCAGUGCAACAAUCACUUUGGUGGCUUGGGGCAGUGUGGUAAAUAGUACUCUGUUUUUUUUAAAUGCACGACUGAAUAUAUUGUCUAACAUCUAUAUCCUUAGAUGGUAAUUAGAUCUUCAGCAACUGUGUCAAGUCUAAGCUGUGUUUAUGAGAUGAAAGAGAAGUUACUUUAGCUAAUGUAUUGGUUUGAAGAUGGAAACAGCAUCUUCAAAAAUAAUAUGAAGAAUUUUGCAUGGCUAUUGCUUACUCAUUCCCAACCUUGCAAUUCAUUCUAAGUAAGUAAUUUCCCAUUUCAAGAGAGAGUUUUAUGAUUAGCUGAAAUUAAAACAAUUAAUAUAAUGUACAUAAUAUAAUAUAAUGAAAUUAAUAUAAUGUCUCAAUCUUAUGUCAAAGGUCUGAAUGCGCUUCAUCUAUUGGCAUAGGGUGCUGUAGUACAGAACUGGGUCUUCAGUCCACCACAUUCAUGCUGACCUAUUUCCCUGUCUACACUAAUCCCAUUUGUCUGCAGUGGACCAGUAUCCAUCUAUGCCUUACCUAUCCCAUGUCUGUCUAACCACUCUUCAUAAGUUCUAGGAGCAGAAUUCAGCCCAUCAAGUCUACUCUGCCAUUCAAUCAUGGUUAAUCUAUCUUUCCCACUCAACCUUAUUCUUCUGCCUUCUCCCCAUACACCCUGACACCCUUAUUAACCAAGAAUCUGUCAAUUUCCACCUCAAAAAUAUCCAUUGACUUGGCCUCCACAGUCGCCUGUGACAUAAGGCAGCCUCUUAAACAUAGGAAUGCUGUCUUAUUCCACCAUCUCCUCUGGCAGUUAUCAACAAUUGCCCGUAAAAAAAACCAAAAAAACUGAGGUCCUUAAUAACUCUUUAUCUUAAAUGGAAAGUUUUGGAGAGAACGAUUUUGACCAUCUAUCCUAUCUGUACUUCUCAUAAUCUUAUAUAUUUACUUUCUGCACUUUCAUAAUUUGCUUCAGAUUUAUUUUGGCAAAAUGUACCAGAUUCUUUCCACAUCGGUGCUCACAAGCAUCAAUAUGAAGACUGAAUACUUAAUCUGGCUAUUUGAUGAUGCCAGUUGAGGAGAUGUGUAGGCACUUCUUUCACCAGAAUCAAGAGAACAGAUGGAUGGCCGCAUUGUUUGAAGCCUCAUCUGAAGUACAACCAUCGAAGAGUACACCAUUGCCUUAAUGCUUCGAUUAUUUGGAUGAUAUGUUCAUCAAAGAGCAGCCUUUGAUCGUACCCUACUUGAAUGUGUAAAGGCACUGGACCAUGACAUAGACAAUAGACAAUGGGUGCAGGAGUAGGCCAUUUGGCCCUUCAAACCAGCACCGCCAUUCAAUGUGAUCAUGGCUGAUCAUCAUCCACAACUAGUACCCUGUUCCUGUCUUCUCCCCAUAUCCCAUGACUCCACUUUCUUCAAGAGCCCUAGCUCGCUCUCUCUUGAAAAUAUCCAGAGAACCGGCACCCACUACCCUCUGAGGCAGAGAAUUCCACAGACUCGCCACUCUCUGUGUGAAAAAGUGUUUCCUCAUCUCCGUUCUAAAUGGCUUAUCCCUUAUCUUAAACUGUGGCCCCUGGUUCUGGACUCCCCCAAACAUCGGGAACAUGUUUCCUGCCUCUAGCGUGUCUAAACCCUUAUUCCUAUAUGUUUCAAUAAGAUCACCUAAAUUCCAGAGUAUACAAGACCAGUCGCUCCAUUCUCUCAGUAUAUGACAGUCCCACCAUCCCGGGAAUUAACCUUGGAGUGGAGAGAAUUUUGCUUUGGUGGAAUCCAACUUCAUGAAGACCACAAUGUAACCAUUUCAAAAUAAAAAAUAUACGGUCCCAUUUUGAUGGACCAGGUAAUCUGUUUUAAUCUAUGAUUGUAAAUAUCAGAUGGUGGCUCUCAUUUUAAUAAAAUAUACCAUUUUAGUUGGUCAGAUUGAAGAAGAUACUGAUUUCUCAUCAGUGACCAUUUCAUAAAUGUACUACAUGCUAGGAAGUUAAUAACACCCUAAUCCACCACCCCAGUUUACUGUCAAAUCUUUAUUUGUAAGCUCUUGACAAAGCAUUGGGUUACAUCAAUAGGUCACCUGUCCUUUUCUCCAGAGAUGCUGCCUGAUCCACAGAGUUACUCCAGCACUUUGUGUCUAUCUUCAAGCAGGCUCAUUGAUCUAUUAACAAAGCAAUCCGAUGGAUCUUCUAAUUCUUCACAGUUCAAUUUGCUUUUAAAUAAUUGAACUUACUGCAAACAUUUUUUAACCAGCAUGAAUGUAAAAGUGCUAAUCCACUAUGAUUUAUUAAUGGCUCUGAGGUGCACUGGAAGUGAAGACCAUGAGUUCAUUAGCCAGUCCAUGUUGAGAUAAAUCCACCCAAGCAGCUACUGGAAGUGAGAUUGCAAAGAUGUGAGAUUUCUGCUUGUCAGUAGUUAAUGAGCUCUGCAAGGAAAUGUACGCAUGUGGAUGAGAGCGAGAUCAGACUCCGCUGUACGACUCUCCACACUGAAAAUAACCUAAAUAGACAACCGUGAGGAAAGGACAUCAUGAUCUAUUUUCCCUUUUUAACUCAGGGCAGAUGAAUCAAUUGUUGAUGUAAGGAAACUCUGCACAGACCUGGGAAUUGGAUCUGCAAACCCACUGGCUAUUCAGCUAAUCGCUCGAUAAACGGCAAUCAACAAGAAAGUUACAACAGAAAUUUAACUUGUUUAUGACAAUACAGGUAGCUGUUCAGCCCAUCAAUGUGUAUACUGGCUCAUGAACAGCCUUUGAAGCACCAAACCCCUUCUCUUUAUUUCCCAACAGCCCGACUGCCUACUCCCUCUUACAUGCUCAUCUACUCCCCUUUGAUUCUUUGAGCACCUACCCAUGCUAAGGGGGAAGUUACAGUAGCCAUUGAAUCUAUCAACACUUCUUGAGGUUGUAGGAAAUCGUAGAUGGCCAAAUCAUAUGUUCACGAGUUCUUCAGUCACAGGGGUAGAAUUAAGCCAUUCAGCCCAUUGCGUCUACUCCACCAUUCAAUCAUGACUGGUCUAUCUUUUCCUCAACCCUAUUCUCCUGCCUUCUCUCCAUAACCUUUGACACAUGUACCAAUCAAGAACCUAUCAAUCUCUGCUGUAAAAAUACCCAAAUACGGCCUCCACAGCCGUCUGUGGCAAAGAAUUCCACAGUCACCACCCUCUGCCUUUAGUCUAACUCUAGUCCUAGACUCUCCCUCUAGUGGAAACAUCCUCUCCACAUCAUCUGGCAGCAACCCACACAGUCAUGGGGAGAACAUGCAACAUCACAUAUAAAACAGCACUCAAGGCCAUGAUCAAACCCAUGCCCCUGAAGUUGUAAGGCAGCAGCAAGAACUGCUGUAUCACCUUCUAACUCACCUUAACAAACAUAGUUGAAAACAAAUCAAAUGUAUUAUGGUUGUUGUGAUUGUAGCAGUGCAGAUGGCAAACUUGUACUGUUCAUGCUUUACUGAUGCGCAAUUGGACAAGCAAUGGUGUUGCUCGCAGACUGGUUGAAGCUCCUUAACCUAUGAAUGUACAAUCUAUGAAUGCACAAACUUAAAAAAAACACACAGAAUGCUAGAGUAACUCAGCGGGUCAGGCAGCAUCACUGAAGAACAUGGAGAAGUAAAGUUUCGGGUUGGGACCCUUCUUCAGACUGAUUGUUAGGGGGAGGGGGCAUGGGGUGAAGAAAGUUGGAAGAGCCAAAGGACAUUUAUUGCCACAUACACUAAUUGGUGCAAUGAAAUUUGAGUUACCAUGCAGCACACAAAUAAGAUAAACACACUAUAGAAUUUAACAUUCAACAUAAAAAACAUCCCCCCACAGUGGAAUCAACAUUUCCCACUGUGAGGGAAGGCAACAAAGUUCAGUCCUCUUCCUCUUGUUCACCCGUGGUCAGGGCCUAUUGAGGACUCCGCAGUCGCUGCAACGGCGGCCCGAUGUUUCAGGCCCUCUCGCCGGAUUAUGAUACUCAGGUGCCAGAAGAACACUCUCAGCGGCUUGGAGUUCCGAAUCGGCCAUUUCCUACCGGAGACCGCGGCUCCUGAAGUCUACAGGCCGAACUGGGCGGAGCUCCAACACUGGCAACCUCGGUGAAAGAUCCCAGGGCUCCGCGAUGUUCCCCCUUCCCCCCCCAAUCCCCCAAAUAAAAAGACUAAAAGACCUCCAAAACAAAACUUUUUGACAGACUACAAAUUUUUAAAAGGAUGAAAGGACAAACAGCUGCAGGUGAGGCUGCCACACCCGAUGGCGCCACCACUCAGACGGGCAGGUAAUGGGUUGAUACAGGUGAGGAGAAUUUUUGGUAGGCAGAUGGUUGGACAAAGGUCAGGGAUGAGAAGACACGAAGGUGUGAGACAAAAGGAUUGAAGAGUUGCGAAUCGUGAAGCUAGUGGAAGGAAUAUAGGGGGAAGGGGAGAAAUAGUGGCGAGUUCAGGUUGGGCACCGUUUAUUUUUUCAGGGUUCCUUGUUUCUAAUGUACAAUCUUGUUUUGGUCUGAAUUUCUUGAAAGAUCAUGUUGCCAGCUAACACUUUUCUGAGUGUGAUCAUUACCUAGGAUGACCUGAUUUUAAGAGAUCUUCAGUUACAGCCAUUCUUGUCCACCGGUACAAAUGCAGCUACCACAUGUGUUGCCAACUAAGUCUUAUUAUUGCACUUUGGAAGGUCAGCCCUGCCAUGUGAAUGACCAGUAAAGUGAAAUCUCAGGCUUAACACGAGAACCUAGGCUCCACUGAAGUAUUUUGUAACUUUUAUGUGUAAGCCAGAAAGGUGGCACUCAAGUUGGAUGAGUUUGGUCAUGUGUAAAACCAUUUGAUGAAGUGCAUUGGCUAUAUAGGAAAUCAUGUCCCAUGAACCUAAUAGACUUCAUUAAAUAUGCCACCAAGAAGAUUGAUGAGAUCAAGGAAAUAGACAUUAUGGAGUUUAGCAUGGCCUUUGGCAAGAUCCCACACGAUAGGCUAGUCAGGUAGGUUUUUCUUCACAUGGAUUCCAAGGCAAAGAGGCAAAUUGGAUUCAAAUUUGACUUGGAGGAAGGAGUAGUUGUGGAGGGUUGUUUAUCCGAUAUGUGACUUGUGACCAGUGAGUGCCACAAGGGAUCUGCUUGGGGUCACUGUUUCACUAUAUUAAUGAUUUGGAUAGCUAUGUACAUUAUCAGUAAAUUUUGCAAAUGUCACCAAAAUUGGUGGUAUAGUGGAAAAUGAGGAAGGAUACCCAAGUUGGGAAGGGGGGUAAACGAAAGACAAAUAGAAUUGAAUUCUGACAACUGUCAGGUGUUGAAUUUUGGUAUGUCAAACCGGAGCACAACUUGCACAGUAAAUGUUAGAGCCUUGGAUAAUGUUACAGAACGGAGAGAUCUGGGAAUAGAGAUGUGUGGUUCACCGAAAGUGGUGAGUCAGGUGGACAGGAUGGUGAAGAAGUUCACAUAAGGCUGGACUAACUCAGCAUGUCAGGCAGCAUCUCUGGAGAAAAUAAAUAAGUGACGUUUCGGGUCAAAAUCCUUCUUCAGAUCUCAAUCCGACAUGUCACCUAUUCAUUUUCUCCCGAGAUGCUGUCUGACCCGCUGAGUUACUCCAGCCUUUUGUAUCUGUCUUCAGUUUAAACCAGCAUUUGCAAUUUCUCCCUACACAUGGUGAUGGUGGUGUUUGGUUCACUUUUCUUCAUUGGGAAGGAGUACAAAAACUGGAUGCAGCUGUUCAAGUCAAUGGUGAAACCACACUUAGAGUACAGUGAGCAGUUCUGAUCACCCACUAUUGGAAGAAUGUCAUUAUGUUGAAAAUGGAGCAGGAAAGAUUCAGAAAGUUAUGUGUAGGGAAAAACUGCAAAUGCUGGUUUAAACCGAAGAUAGACACAAAAUGCUGAAGUAACUCAGCAGGACAGGCAGCAUCUCUGGAGAGAAGGAAUGGGUGAUGUUUUGGAUGGAGACCCUUCUUCAGAAAGUUACCUGGACUUGCAGGCUUCAGUAAUAGCUGGGACAUUUUUCUUUGGAGUGUAGGAGGCUAAGAGGGGACCUUAUUGACACGAGAGCCAUAAUAAAGUGAGUGUUCACAGUCUUUUUUUCGCAGUAUUCAAAAACUAGAGGGCAUCGUGCCCAUUUAUUGACUCUCCACAUCAUAUGCACCUGUAGUACCAGAUCUCUCCAUUCUGCAACACUUUCUAGGACUCUACAAUUUACUGUGCAAGUCCUUCCCUGUUUGACAUACCAAAGUGCAACACAUCACUCUUGUCAGAGUUAAAUUCCAUUUGUCAUUCCUAGGCCCAUGCUUAUAGUGAGAGGGGAGAGAUUUAAGAGGGACCUCAGGAGCAACCAGUGCACUCAGAGGGUAGUCAGUAUUUGGAAUGGUCUGCCAGAGGAGCAGGUGGAUUCAAUUACCGACUUUCAAAAUACAUUUGCACAGAUAUAUGGACAAGAAGGCUAUUGAGAGCUUUGGGCCAAAGAUGGACAAAUGUGACCAGCUCAAUAUGCCAUCUUGAGUAGCAUGGAUAAGGUGGGCCUAGAGACCUGUUUCCAUGUUGUAUAAUUUUAUGACUCUAAAACAUAAUAUUUUUAAAAAAUUUACAGCAGUAUCGGAAUUUUGUAUAUAGUUAAGUUCAUCAUAGCAUUUACUUGGGGCCCCAUAACAAACAGUAACCCAUGGAGCACUUUGUUUGGAGAAGCGUUGCUAAUAAUUGCUGAAAAUUAUUUUCCUGUUAGUAAGCAGAUACAAUAGAGAUGAGAGGCCAGCUCCAUGUUGAUUACGCGUCUAUGUGGCAUUUGGUAUGUUUUACUUUGUUGAAAGCACUGUACAAUUGAAGGUUAUUGCUGUAUUGUAGCUGUUGCUUGAUGCAUGAAUAGGACUCAGAUCCACGGAGACAGAAAUCUGAUGUCCAUUGGUAUUACUAUGCCACAGCUCAUAUCUGUAAUCCUGCAAAAGCCUUCUAAAUAAAUACAUUUGGGGGCUUAUUUAUAGCUGUGAAGCAAGAUAACUUUGUUAACAUAUUAAUUGCCAAAAGGACAUAUUUUUAAGAACAAUUGAAAGGAGGAAAAACAUUUUCACCUGCACUUUGAAGAAUAUCUAAAUUUAGCAGCACAGGCAGGGUUGUGGGAGCUGGCUGUGGGUAGACAGUCAUUAUCGACUGGUCUCCAUUUUGUUUUUGUGAAUAUGAAUGUUUGUUUCAUUAGUGCUGAUUGGGAUAUAAUGUGCAGAGGAGUUAUUCCGUGUUCAGCGUUGAUCUAAUAAACAAAAUGACCGCUGGGGAUGAAAACAACCUUGCAGGUUUCAAAAUUGCAAUUCACUGCAAGCUAAUACAAGACAAUUGGUGACGGAGCACAGAGAAAAGAAAAAGCUAAAAAAAAGCGAUUACCCAAAUUCUACAGAAUUUCCUCAGGAACAGCAGAUGAUAUAGAAUUUAAACUGAAAUAGAUAAUUAACAAUGAACACACUGAAGACAGAAAUAAAUUGAAGCUGAUGAUUAUUUUGCAUUAUGCCUUAGAAGCUACGAUGCUAUAUCGCUAGCUAGUUAGUUUAAAGUGCUCGUCUAUUUUGAGUCGAGCCCUGAAGUGAAAACUAAUAGUUAAUUUAGUAGCCUGCACCAGAAGACAAGGAAAUUAUUAAAGUAGCAGUAGGUGUAGCUCUU